AAAAAUCUCUUCUGCAAUCUCAUCGUCACAGUCACGGAAAUGGCGGAACACGCAAAACGACGCGUUUUAAGAGCAUAUUACCUACUCAUCCAUGAUGAUGAUCUGUUGUAAGAAUCGAAUUCUCUCCUUCCCUCAUCUCAUCUCCUACCUAGAUCUCUCUCUUCUCUUCCUCUCAUUUCCUUCUCCCUUACUAAAUUUCCUUCUCUAAUCUCUACUUUGUCCAAAAGCAUUUAACUUUAACCGGAAAAAUCUUACAUUUUUUUCCUCCUGGAUCUCUCUCUCUAUAUCUGCAGAUUCACACUACAGCUGAUUUAGAUCUAUUUCGUAAGUGGGUCUUUCAAAGUCGUCUCCUUUGAUCUACUUUGAUUCAGGGGUCGUUGAUUUGGUGAUAAGUCAGUAGAAAUGGAUAAGGAGAAAUCUCCAGCACCUCCUUGUGGAGGUCUUCCUCCUCCAUCUCCAUCAGGUCGAUGCUCUGCAUUCUCAGAAGCUGGUCCCAUUGGUCAUGGUUCAGAUGCUAAUCGAAUGAGUCAUGAUAUUAGCCGUAUGCUUGAUAACCCACCUAAGAAGAUUGGACAUCGGCGAGCUCAUUCUGAAAUACUUACUCUCCCUGAUGAUUUGAGCUUUGAUAGUGAUCUUGGUGUGGUUGGUAAUGCUGCUGAUGGAGCUUCUUUCUCUGAUGAGACUGAAGAAGAUUUGCUCUCUAUGUAUCUUGAUAUGGAUAAGUUUAAUUCUUCUGCUACAUCUUCUGCCCAAGUUGGUGAGCCAUCAGGAACUGCUUGGAAAAAUGAGACAAUGAUGCAGACAGGCACAGGCUCAACUUCCAAUCCUCAGAAUACGGUUAAUAGUCUUGGCGAAAGGCCAAGAAUCAGGCAUCAACAUAGCCAAUCUAUGGAUGGUUCAAUGAAUAUCAAUGAGAUGCUUAUGUCGGGAAAUGAAGAUGAUUCUGCUAUUGAUGCUAAGAAGUCUAUGUCUGCUACUAAACUUGCUGAGCUUGCUCUCAUUGAUCCUAAACGUGCUAAGAGGAUAUGGGCAAACAGGCAGUCCGCAGCACGAUCAAAAGAAAGGAAGACGAGAUACAUAUUUGAGCUUGAGAGAAAAGUACAGACUUUGCAAACAGAGGCUACAACUCUCUCAGCCCAGUUGACCCUCUUACAGAGAGACACAAAUGGCUUGACUGUUGAAAACAAUGAGCUGAAGCUGCGGUUACAAACAAUGGAGCAGCAGGUUCACUUGCAGGAUGAACUAAACGAAGCACUAAAGGAGGAAAUCCAGCAUCUGAAGGUGUUGACUGGCCAAGUUGCUCCAUCAGCGUUGAACUAUGGGUCGUUUGGAUCAAACCAGCAGCAAUUCUAUUCCAACAAUCAGUCAAUGCAAACAAUCUUAGCUGCAAAACAGUUCCAGCAACUUCAGAUUCAUUCACAGAAGCAGCAACAACAACAACAACAACAACAACAGCAACACCAACAGCAGCAGCAGCAACAGCAACAGUAUCAGUUUCAACAGCAACAGAUGCAACAGCUUAUGCAGCAGCGGCUUCAACAGCAAGAACAACAAAAUGGAGUAAGACUCAAGCCUUCACAAGCCCAGAAAGAGAACUGAGGAAUAUGAAUAUGUCCCACGUAAGUGAGAGGGUAUUGGCGUUUUGGUACGUAGAAGAAACCUUUUGGUAAGGUCAUUGAAGAUAAACAUUUGGGUAAGCCCAAAGAAACAGAGUUCCGUGCAUUGCAAAUAUGCAAUGCACUGCAAUUAUUAGUUGUUUGGAUUUGAUAUAGAGACUGAGUCUCGAAACCAUAGUAUGUAAAAAUAUAAUCACGUUCAAAAGCUGUUAAUUUGUUAUAAUCUUAUAACAAUUGUGUUUUAAGAUACAAACCUACUUUGUGUUAUGAUAUUUGUUCACUAUUGGUUUUGGUAUAUAUCCAAAUCAUUUUUCAGGGAAUUAAAUACUGACUUUAUUCUCUAAAAGAAAGAAGGAAGGCCACAAGAUGUCAAGAUUAGUCCACACAAAUGCCAACAAACUUGUAUUGAUGUUAAAGAAAAUUAAUGUCUCCUCCAAUGUGUAAUACAGACCGCAAAAACAUUUCAGCCGACGAAAUUGUUGUGCAACAUUGUCCACAAGAUUUUACGGCUACACUGUAUACAGACUCACGAAAAAGAAAACAUUAAUAGUCUUUU
This is a messenger RNA of Arabidopsis thaliana (thale cress), 2172 nucleotides long. Its product is annotated as Basic-leucine zipper (bZIP) transcription factor family protein. The transcript is spliced from 6 exons. Gene Ontology annotation, cellular component: nucleus. The coding region runs from base 403 to 1599 and encodes 398 amino acids. Gene Ontology annotation, molecular function: DNA-binding transcription factor activity; transcription cis-regulatory region binding. The record is from RefSeq and is marked reviewed. Gene Ontology annotation, biological process: regulation of DNA-templated transcription. NCBI's taxonomy places the organism in Eukaryota, Viridiplantae, Streptophyta, Magnoliopsida, Brassicales, Brassicaceae.